This is a messenger RNA of Nilaparvata lugens (brown planthopper), 10785 nucleotides long. RefSeq lists its product as uncharacterized. The coding region runs from base 1 to 4125 and encodes 1374 amino acids. Lineage: Eukaryota; Metazoa; Arthropoda; Insecta; Hemiptera; Delphacidae. Gene Ontology annotation, biological process: regulation of G protein-coupled receptor signaling pathway; intracellular signal transduction; G protein-coupled receptor signaling pathway. The record is from RefSeq and is a predicted model, not a curated record. The transcript has 19 exons.
AUGUAUAUGGAUGAUAUCAAGCUCUAUGCAGGUACUGAAAAUCAACUGAAGGAAAUGCUGGGUCUGGUUAGAACCUUUUCUGCUAAUAUCUGCAUGGCAUUUGGUCUGGAGAAGUGUAGGACACUCAGUGUUGUGAGAGGUCAAGUCGUGGCACAAAUGAUUGAUGAGGACCUGGAGAGUGCUUUUGCAGCGAUGGGGCCAAGUGAUGUCUACAAGUACUUGGGCUUUUGCCAGGCUAGACAAAUAGACCAGAAGAAUGUCAAGCGGAAAAUGAAAGAUACAUACCUGACCAGACUGAGGAGACUUUUGAAGACUCAGCUAAAUGGCAAUAAUAUGUUCAAGGCCAUCAACACUUAUGCAAUACCUGUGCUGACUUACUCAUUCGGUGUUGUUUGUUGGACUGCAACUGAUUUGGAAGAUCUUAUGAGAUCAACAAGAGUGCUCCUCACUAAGUUCAGAGCUCAUCACCCCAAGGCCUGUAUGGAGAGGCUCAUAUUGCCAAGAAAGAAAGGCGGGCGCGGGCUCAUUGAUAUAAAAUGGGCUUGUGAGAGACAAAUCGGAAGCAUGAAGACAUACUUCAUGGAGAAGGAGGGUGGCUUGUAUGAAGUGGUGAGAAAAGCUGAUAAAGGGUACACUCCACUUAAUCUUUCUGAGCUGCCUACUGCGGACUUUAAAACCAACAGACAGCAUGAGAGUGAGAUCCUGGAGCAAUGGAAGUCGAAGCAGCUUCAUGGAAGACAUGCAUUUGCCUUAUCUCAGCCUGGAGUUGAUGAGGAGGCUUCCAAUGCAUGGCUUUGGCACAGGGACCUGUUUAUUGAAACGGAAGGAUUCUUGGUGGCAAUUCAGGAUCAAGUAAUCGCAACAAAAAAUUAUCAAAGGCAUAUAAUGAAGCUGCCUAUAAAUGAUGAUUCAUGCAGACGUUGUGGCUUGGCAUCUGAGACUAUUCAGCACAUCAUGUCUGCAUGUCAAUCACUGGCAGCUACUGACUAUUUAAAGCGCCACAAUGCAGUAGCUGGGAUCUUGCAUCAGGACCUUGCUCUGAAGUACCAAAUCAUCAAUAAGAAGCUGCCCUACUACUUGUACAAGCCAUCCCCAGUCUUGGAGAAUGAGACACAUAAGUUAUAUUGGGAUCGGUCGGUGCUGACAGACAGAACAGUUGCUCAUAAUAGGCCAGAUAUCAUCCUCAUGGAUAAGGUAGCCAAGGAAACAACACUAAUAGAUGUUGGCAUACCAUGCUGCCACAACUUGGACCAGUAUUAUAAUGAAAAGGUCUCCAAGUACCUUCCCUUGGUUGCUGAGAUCAAGGAUGUCUGGAUGCAAGAAAAGGUCACAAUUGUUCCUGUCAUUAUCUCCACGGUUGGAGUUGUAACUAGGAAAGUGUCAGCAAAUCUUUGUCAGAUGGGAAUAUCGAAAAGUGCAAAAUAUGCCAUGGAAAAAGCAGUUGUUCUCAGCACAGCAUCCAUUGCUACAUGGUCAAAUGUGGGGGUGAGGGAGGCAGAGGGUCUCGAAGAUGGGGCGAGGGCAGAGCCCCAUGGAGCUCGGAUAGGAGGCCCCCCCCAGCCGCAUCCCAGCCCCAACACCAGCAUGGAGCAGGCGGACCGGCUCUAUCGCCCUCUAGCCUUCGACAAGAUGGAGGGGCUGGUGCGGGAAAUGCAAGACUCAGAUACUGGUGUACCCGUUCGAAGUCAAAAACAGUUCCUCACCUCCAUACCCUCCGCCUUCACAGGAUAUGAUCUCAUAGAAUGGCUCAUGGAACGCCUUGACAUUGAAGAAUCUGUCGAGGCAGUCCACAUAGCCAACCAACUGUGCCAGUAUGGUUACUUCUUCCCUGUAAAUGACUCAAAAAACUUGGUUGUCAAGGACGAUGGAUCACUCUACAGGUUUCAGACCCCUUAUUAUUGGCCCUGGCAACACCGAAGCCCUGAUAACAUCGAGUAUGCAAUCUAUCUGGCUAAACGCACUCUACGUAACAAGCAACGACACGGCCUUGAAGAACAUGAACUGGAAGCCCUCACUAGCCUCAAAAAGAACCUACAAAACAAAUGGGAUUUUAUUAGUAUGCAAGCGGAAGAACAGGUGAGGUUAUCGAAAGAUCGAAAAAAAGGCGAGAAGAUCGUGGGUGACAGCCAGGAGAGAGCGUAUUGGAGGGUGCACCGCCCCCCUCCCGGCAUGACCAGCAGUCUGGAGCCAGUUCCCAUCAGGAAUCGAGGCGGCACCGCUCCUAGGAAACGACGCGACUCUCAGGACCUCAGGAGAGAGGUGGAAUUUCUUCGUUACUCUCUGAACAAAACCAGAAUCAAAGUAUCCCAAGCCCUUGAUAGUCAUCUUCAACACUGUGAAACCUAUUUGGAAUAUGACCCCAUUCUAACAGGCGCCCAACCUUCCAAUCCUUGGCUCACCGAAGAUCCAGCCUUCUGGACCUUCAAUAGUCCUAUAGUUGAAACACCAACAGAAAAACGAGUGAAAAAGUGGGCAUUAUCAAUGGAAGAUCUAGUUGCGGACCAAACAGGCCUCCAAGAAUUCACCAAUUACCUCAGGAAAGAAUACAGUCAUGAGAACAUCAGGUUUUGGAUGGCUGUAAACGAUCUCAGGAGAAGCUCCCAAUCACAAAUCACCACUAGGGUACAAGAAAUCUAUGAAGAGUUUCUAGCCCCCGGAGCGCCGUGUGAAAUAAACAUAGACAGCAAGACAAUGGAGAGGACACAGAAUGAGAUGAAAAGCCCGAGUCGCUUCACAUUCGACUCUGCCGCCGAGCACGUCUACACGCUGCUGCUAAAAAAGGACUGCUAUCCGCGAUUCAUCAGGUCCGAGCAUUUCAAAAGCCUCCUAGCAACUGGCAUACAACCGUCUGCCAAGAAACGAAUAUUCUUCGGUUUUGGCGGCCCGGGAAAGAAGAAGAGCUCGACGAGCAACCCACCCAAUCUGAGUGGCCUGCAGGCGGGCGGAGCGAGCUCUACGCAGGCGAGCGGAGCGGGUAGCACUUCCAUGUCGAAGCGCAGAGGCAGCGACCGUAGUCUGACUGGCUCCGCCCAUGAGUUGGCUGUCUCCGGCAUACAUCGCGACAGGACAGUCGGCCACUCUCACAGCCAGUCCAACCUCAGCGAUAUUCCUUACAGGGGAGACCUUCCUAAUCAAUCUAAGGCCUCUUCUACAGUUUGGUCAAGUCUAGACCCCCCGGGUGGCGGAGGUGCGUCAUCGGACGAAGGCACGUUGGAGACGAAACGCGGGGACGACGUGUGUCCGUGGGACACGGCCGCACCGGCUGGCGGUGGCGGGACGGGAACGGGAACGGGAACGCCGGUCGCAGCCGACCGCAAACGACUCGUGGCCGGGUCAUCUCUGGUGGCCGCAGACGACACCGCGGUCACCUGUCCCUGGGACACCCUCGGACACCCCUCCUCGCGCAAGAACUCCAUGCAGUUUGACUCUGGCAGUUCGUCCUCCGAGCUCAGUCUGGCCGUUUCCACCGAGCUUUCCGACAAACUCAGGAAGUCUGGAAAUCUUCAGGACAGAUUCGGACGGCGAUCAUCGUCCUGCACAGUGAAAACGCCGGACACCCGGCCUUCGGUCUCGUCGUGCGAGGACUUCCCGGCGGCCUGCACGCCACACGUGUCGUUCGACGAGCGAGACAAGGACGCGUCGGCCGGCCACGAAGAGCCGCCCAAGACACGCAAGAAGUCCGUGAGCGGGACGCCAAGCAGGAAGCAGUCGACCACCAUCGCUCCCGUCAUCAGUGUCAGUCCCGUCACUGACGGUGCCUUCCUCGCAUCUUGCAGCACCGCCGCCACUCUCUGUGUCCCAGAGCAGAACGAGGACGAGGAGGAGGCUGAGAAGAACAGUGAGGAGGAGCGGAGGAAUGAGUCCCGGAAGGCAUCAGUAGUGGCAGGCGAGUGGAGUGCAGCUGACGAUUCACAUGGUCCUGCACCUACAUCUACACCCACACCUACACCUGCACCUGCACUGGCCUCAGUGGCCGAGGAGCCAUCUCCCCACCAGUCAACCAAGCCGCAGCCUGAAAACAGCAAACCUGGCAAAAACACUGACAUCUGCCCCUGGGAAGACGAGGAAAGCUGUAAGGUUGAUACUCCAUUUGUGAAGACUUAUGCAACACUAGGAUAUUUGUAACAAACAAAUUUUCGUCCCAGCUUACUUAUAUUGUGCGAUCGCAUCUACGAACUCAUUUUUCUCAAUGGAAUUUUUUGUCAAAGUUGAAUUUUUUUCAAUGGAUAUUGAACUAUGAACAUUCAGUGAAUCGAAAUACUACUUAAUUCGUGUAGGAACUUAUUAUCAUCAGUAAAAAUUAUCAUUAUCCGUGCUAUCUGAUUCAAAAUCCUUGUAUGUGGAGCUUUACCAUUUUCAAGUGAAGAAAAUUCACAAUUCUUAUUUAUCCAAUCAUAAUAAUUUAUCAAAUAAAAAUACUUGUAACGCAUAAAUUGAACUAACACUUGGAAAUAGAUGACCAGAGAACGAUUUAGUUUUGAAAAACCUGCAUAUGUCACACGUCUAAUAAUUUCGAAAACUAAUAAAAAUUGUACGAGUAAAAGACUUCUGCUACCAGCUACUAAUAUUGGACUAUCUCAUGCCACAAAGUGACCAGGAAAUGAAUAUCAGUACCGUAGUGAAAAAAAUCGUUAUAACAUAUAAAUCAAUGCACCCCUCCUCAAAAAAAAAAACAUAAUAUAAAAUUAUUAUAAUAUAUAUCAGUGACUAUGAAUGAAGAUGAAACGUUUGAAUAUUGAUUCCACAAUAUUCUAUGUAUAAUAAGAUGUUCAAAUUUAGACAAUACUAUGAUGAAAAUCAUCAAUGCUGUUCAUAAACAACUUGAUAAUAUAAAUAUAACAAUUUGUUUCAGAGUUUCCAGAAUAAUAAUUGAUCUAUAGAACUAGAACGAGUUAAUAGCGAUGAAAUCAAAAAUGUUCAUGAUUCAACCAAUAAUAAACCCCUACGAGUAUAGUAAUUCAACUACUAAUUUAUGAUAGUCCAUAAAUUGGCGAAAGCGAUCUGCUGAACUAACAAAUCUAUCAUAUGAUUUUAUGGAUAUAAUAUCGGUUGAUAUCAGUAAUAAUUUGAAGGCUAAUUUGAAACGUGAGAUGGUUAAAGGUUUUAGUUUUAUUAGACACUAGCUCGGUUGCACAAAAUCUUGUUCAAUUUUAACCGUGAUCAAAUGCCACGAUAAUCAAUCAGAGGAGCCUUCUUGCCAAAAGAGCCUUUUCUGAUUGGUUCUCGUUACAUUCAAUCAUUAUUAAAAUUUAACAGGUUUUUGUGUAACUGUGCAACUGACUCCCAAUAACAAUAUUAUGAUGUUAUUUUCAAAGUUUGUCUGAGUUUGGAGUUUAUUUAUUGAAUUAGUGGAGCGGAGUGAAAUGUAGUAGGGAGUCCAAGUGAUGUAAUGGUACAGCCCUGUCAUUGUGUGAGGAGAGACAUUCACUGAGCCCUUGUCUCGACUCCACUGAUGACGGGCGCAGGUGGCAUUGCAUCCAACUUCUGACUCCUUUUUGACCCAACAGUAACCAGUGAGGCAUUAGAACAAAAUUAUAACUCAAAAAUACAAUCUUAAUUAUAUAUUCAAAUGCAAGGUUGGAGAAAUUCAUAAUUUUAAAAGGAAAAUUGAGAAGCUAAAAAAUAAAAAAGUAGCUAUUGAUAAGCUAUUGAGUAGGCCUAUUCAAUAAGGCAUUUCAGAUGAAAACGGAGUUAUAAAUAAAUCAUAGAUAGGUCUAUCUCUGUUAUGAGGCUUCCAAAAAUAUCUUCAAAUUAGGCCUAUGUGAUUUUCUUGAGUAUUCAAAGAGCAAAAUGGGAGAAUUUUAAGGUCGUUCCAGUGAUUUAUAAAACAAGAUGUCUGAAAAAUUCAGUGAAUUUGAUUGAUAUAGAGAGGAGUCUCUUGAAUCUCAUGGUUCAGAUAGUUUGUAUCCUCGCACCUCAGUGAGUCACUAUGAAGAAAAGUCGUCCACUCCCCAUAAAGCUACUAAUACAAAUUACAGUAGGCCUACUCCAGCAUCGAUCGCCAGUGAAAUGUAGCCCAUGGCCGCCAUAUAACAUUAUAUGCUUUCAAUAUUAUCAACUGGUAAUGAAUAGAAAAUUUACUUAACUGGUAAUGAAGAGGGUCCAUUUAUUGAACAAAUUUGACAUUCAUUAUAUUGAAUCACUUUUGUGUGAAAGAAACGUUUAUCAGCUAUCAUCAUUGGAAUCUCAAACAAUAUAAAAUUAUUAUCAUUGAUGUAAGCUAUAUCUUGAAGUAAAUCUUAUAUCACUAUAAUAUUCAUAGAAAAUGUCUGCUUAUAAAAAAAAUGUGUGUUGGUGUCUUAUAAUCACUCUCUAUAUUAUAAGCUAUAGUAACUAUUAUUAUGGUUGCCAUCAGUAAUCAUAAUAAUGUAUCGUUGUAUUACUGUUUAUCUCAUAUCUUAACUACAUAAAUAUUAGAGUAUAUGUAUAUCUAUUCAAAUAAGUGUUAGGUGAGGUGAAUGUUACUAGGAUAAUGUCAUAAGAAUAAUUAUUAUAAUAUAUCAUAUCGUUGUUAUUGCCAUCUCUUAUUAGUGUGUAGCGCUACAUUCAAUGGUGAUAGCUAAUUCUAAAAAAAUAAUCCUCAAAUUUCCUGUUGGGUCAAAAAUCGUACAUUCGUCAUUCCAAUAAUUCUAAAGAUGUGAAAUUUAUUUGAUUCAUUCAUAAUCAACGUAGGUUAUAUUAUUUUAGGGCUGGGAGUUGAAAUUCAUUCAAAUGAAUUACGGCAUGAAUAGUUAGUUGUUCAGCGAUUUGGAUCGAUAUUGGUGCAAUACACAAAUAUAUUCAUGUAGGGGUGUUCAAAUAUUUUAUAUAUCUUUGAGGAAAUAUUAGGAAAAAAUGUUACAAUAUUAUUCUGUUAUGAAUUCACCUCGAUAGUACAGUGAUAUUUUACAAUGAUAUUUCGCGUUCUCUAUUUUAACCAAUACGGUAUUACAUUGUCGUAGAACACCUAAAUAAAAUGGGAAUAGUGAUAAAACGAAAUGUCCAAAUGUAAUGUUUUGACGUGAAUAAUGAAUAUAAUUGAAAAACUCUGAUCUAAUUUGAUUGGAGAUCUAAUCUCAACUGUGUGGAAAUGAAUGAUAACGAUGUGGAUUUGGUCACAAAAUAAACUUCAUGGAUGAAACUGAAUCAUGAGUGAAUUCAUGAAUGUUUCAAUCAAAAUAGAAAAACCUAUGGAAUUACACCAAUCAAUUUUCAGCUUUGAUUGUUCUUGUACUCGAAUUAGAUUCUCAGAUAUUUUGAUGUAAAUGAAAAACAUAGGUACAAAUAAUUAGCACCCCCUAACAAAAUGGAAGCUCAGAAAUAGAAGAAAUUGGAAGCUCCAAUAGUAAAGACUUGCGUAUUGCUACAAGUGUUGAUAGUUCUUGCUAAAAUUUAUUUCAUGGAUCAUAUAGACGAGAAGUUUGUCUUGAAAUGGUACUUUUCUGAUCCAUUCAAAGCUCUGGUCAUGGGAGAAUAAUUCAAAGAUUAUAUUCAUGAAUCUUCUGAAUCAGAAAUUCCAACUGAUCUUCUCAUCACUAUCUCCAAAAUUCAAACAAUAUUCAUAUAGUAGCCCACUAUUGAAAUAAUCUGAUUUUCAAAAUUAAAAUUAUUAUUCAUGCCUCUUGCAUUCCAUUGAGAAAUGAGUAAGUUAGUAAGCGAAGAACAAUAAAAAUUCUCGAUUUUCUUCCGUACUAUUUAUUAUUAAUGAUUAAUUGUAAUAAAGUACUUGAAGUGUUCCAGUUAUGUAGAUAAAAAGACUGAAAAUUAAAUUUAAAUAAAACUAUUCGAAGAAAAGAAGUUUUUACAUAAGGUGUAUUUCGAAAUUAACUAUGGAAUGUUUAUUCACGACGCGACUCUCAACAAGGAAGCAGUUGAAAUUCACAGUGGUUUGAAUCAGUGUGGUUAUUGUAACUAAGAAUAGUGUUUCAGAUUUUUCUAAUUAUAGUUUUUGACUUCUGUAUCAACUUGAGCUUUCUGACAAUUGUGAUUAAUUUGAUCUUCAAUCAAUCAAUAUCAUUGAAACAGAUUGAACAUUUUAUGAACAAUAUUAUUCUUAUCUUUUGAAGCUACGAACUUCCAGACUUUUUUCACAAAGAAAAAUUUUGCAGGUGCAUGAGAAGUUUAAGUUAUAAAUAAUAGUAAUAGUGACUACUUUUCUGAUUGGUUAGUUUGAAAACAGUGAACAACUUGAGAGUUACGGUAAUAAUUCAUGGAAUACAAGUAUAUUUUGUAAUUUAAAUUUAUUGACUAUUAGUUCCUUUGAUCUCAUCAAACUUCAUGAGAGGAUAGGCCUACAUACGAUCUAGAGAUAGAGAGCUAUAUUGAUUCAGAUUAAGUUGAGUGAAUGAAACACUAAGGUCCUUCAUGAAUUGAGAGUUCUCAUCCAUCAGUAAAUUGGAUUCAUUUCCUAAAAAUUACAAACAAAAUGUAUGUAGUAUGAUUACUAAAAAAAAACCAAAGUAAGUUCUAGUCGUUAGUGUCAUUUGACUCUAGUCAAUAUUGCAAUUAAUACUAUUCAAGAAUUAUUGAGAGCUAACGAAAAAAUGUAGGCCUAAAACAAGAUUGAAUUUGUGCCCUAGUAUUUAGAAUUAGGGUAUUUAUCUUGAUCUCAUACAAAAUAAUCUAUUCUGAAAUCGAAAUAGGCCUACUCAUAUUCUCAAAGAGGCUAUUAACUAUAAGGAAACUUUUAAACUUAUUUUCAAAACUAAAUACUCAGUUGCAGUUGAAAUUGUUUCUAAAAAAACAAUGAUUAUCCUAUCAAAAUUCGAAUAUCCUUUUCUGGAGAUAUUUUGCAUCAUUAUUUUUCGUCACUACCAAAAAUACAGUCAUAAUAUUAGUGUCUUCUCAAUUCUGUAUUGUUUUAUUUUUAUGAAUAAAGCCAAUGCUACUCAAAGGCCUAAUAUAAUACUUUGAUCUAGUCACUGUGAACAAGUAAGACAAUACUCAAUUUCUCUUUCAUUCUCAAGAACACUAUUUUUUGUGCUGGUAACAUCCAUAUUGAUAUUGAUCUAAUUUUUUUUCAUUUUGAAUCAUAAGGAAACUAGAUAUAAUCAAAUACUCAAAUGGUGAGUGGUUGGAGGUGGACAUGUCUAUCAGGGCUUGACUUUCCUUGAAGGAGUUUUUCAAAAUCAGAAAUUUAAGAGUUGCUGCUGACCAUUCUAUUAUGAUUGCAAGGUGAUACUUGUACUGUAAUAAUGAGAAUUAUCUUAAAUUUCCCUCAUAUAAAUUAUGAAUUCCUUAAAAAUUGAAGUGAUAUAAUAAGGGAUGAAAUUUUAAAAAUGGCUUCAACUAAUACUUUACACAUUUCUAGAUACACCUUGCGAAUCUAGAAGUUUUGCCUCAACUGAAAAAUGAUAUAGUAUAUUCAUCUUUGAAAAACGUGUUGAAUAUGGAGAACAAUAACAUUGAUAUAAAAAAUCUGAUGAAGAUUGAAACUUUUAAUCAUAGUUAAUAUUCCAUGAUCUUAUUUAUACGAUUAGUAUUCAAAUAAUGCAUAAUAUUGUAUACAUUUUCAGGCGGAUUGAAACUCCACAUAUAUUAUCAAGUGUAAGUGAUAAUAAAAUAAUACUUAUCAAGCCAUUAAGAGCUUAAGCCAUCUUGUAAGUAUGAUAAUUAUAGAUUAUAGAACAUGACAAGGAAACUUCAUUGUUUUAAUAUGAUAGUGAAGUAACGUAACUAAAUUUGUGAUAAAUUAUGUCUCCAAAAUAAAUAUUAUGAAGUAUUAUUGAUUUUUUCAAAAAUUAAAUCAUUUCAAUUUGUAGUUCAACUCAAACAUCAUUAUCAAUGUUAUAAUUAUUAUCUUUGUCGCUUAUUUAAUCAUAAUAUUUAUACAAAAUUUAUACAGAGUAUUAAAACCAUUUGCUUCUUGAUAGAAAAGUUUGUAAAUAAGUAAAGGGUGUAUUUAUUAGCUCAUACAAAAGCUUUGAAGAUAAAUUUUAGAAAAUAUGAUAUAUUUGAUUGUUGUAAUUUAAGAAGAAAUAUUUUUAAGUUUAUCUAUUAGUGAGUAAUAAGUAGCUUACUUUUACAUGAAUCAAAUUAUAAAAAAACAAUUCUAUUUGGAGGUUCCUUCCCAUUUCAAUAAAGAACCUACUGAAAAAUUAACGAGAAAAAUACAAUCAAAAAAAUAAAAAAAAUAAACCAUCUUGAGCUGAUUAUUGGAAUAGAAUUGACAUUGUUUUUAUUUAUUAAAUAUCUAAUGAAAAAAAUUCUCUUCUCGAUGGUUUUUUUGAACUCUUUCUUGGAAGAUUAUGGAGGGGGUGGUUAUGUUCGUCAUUGAAUUAUAAGCAGAGGUUCGUAAGAUCCAAGUGCUCAAGCUGGUAGCUGGUGUAUCCAUAACAACUUAAUAUACGGAUUGUAACUGGCGUACAUAAGAAUGGCUGAAUAGUUCUGUCAUUUUAUUGGAAGUGAACUUCUAAAUUGAAUUGAAGUCCUAGUUUCAAAAUCGUGAUUAACAUUAGAAUUUGUGGCUUUGGUCGUUGAUGAAGCCAGUACUUAUAUAACUGGUCGUUUGUUAUAUUCAAUAGAACUUGCAUUGUGACAUUUAUAGUCUAUUUAUUACACAGAGGAAAAAAUAAGAGCUUCUUGUAAAUAGCAUUAAAUGAGAAGUGUGAGAUAAUAGUUUUGUGUUUCUCAUAAUAUAGAGUUUACAUUAGAAUUCGAUAUUUUGUUAUGUUUCAUUAUGUUUACGAGAUUUAUUGAGAUAUUUAUCAUUCAACGUGAAAAAAUUUGUCAUUAUUACAUUGAUGAUGUAAAUUGUAGAUUUUAGAGAGAAAUUGUUAUAUAAAAUAGAUUAUGUUGAUACUUGAA